UUCCUCAAAUGUGUAACAUUUAAAGAAUGUCUAUAGUUGUAGCUGUUCUAUUUCUUUAAGGCAAUCCGGGUGCUUCUGACAUCAUAGAUGUUGUCAAUGGUGCGUUGCAAAUAACGUGAGGGGGAGACAGAACUCUGAUAGAGACGGCCAUUCGUAUUGAAGCUUCACAGGGACUAUCAACAGGGAGUACAGCCGAUGCAAAAGGAAAAUUGGGGUAUGAGAGCCACCAGAAUCCGUUCCCAUCCUUCGCUGCCCGGGGCCCAGUCUGACUGACAUCCUUCGGAUCAGCAUUGCCACUGAACCACCUCUCGAAUAAACCUAAUAUCGUGUGAGUAGUGUACUGGGGAACCGACGAAACCAGGGGGGAAAGGGAACUUGAUUCGACCGAACCGGAGUCUUGUAUUCAGAGCGUCGCAGAGGGGGAGGGGCGAAUAGAUGGCUAUCACUGGAGAACAUAGGUGAACUUUCAACACCAUGGAUCUGAGAGUGGGGAACAAGUACCGACUGGGACGGAAAAUAGGGAGUGGGUCCUUUGGAGACAUUUACCUUGGUAAGUGGAAGUGCUCCGGCGAAGAGGUGGCCAUUAAGCUGGAAUGUGUGAAGACCAAACACCCACAGCUGCACAUCGAGAGCAAUUCUAUCAAGAUGAUGCAGGGAGGAGUGGGGAUUCCCUCGAUAAAGUGGUGCGGGGCAGAGGGAGACUACAACGUCAUGGUGAUGGAGCUCUUGGGCCCCAGUCUGGAAGACCUCUUCAACUUCUGUUCCCGCAAGUUCAGCCUCAAAACGGUGCUACUGCUGGCAGACCAGAUGAUCAGUCGCAUCGAGUACAUCCACUCCAAGAACUUCAUCCAUCGCGACGUCAAGCCCGACAACUUCCUCAUGGGGCUGGGGAAGAAGGGCAACCUGGUGUACAUCAUCGACUUUGGCUUGGCCAAGAAGUACAGAGACGCCCGCACACACCAGCACAUCCCCUACAGGGAGAACAAGAACCUGACGGGCACUGCACGCUACGCAUCCAUCAACACCCACCUGGGCAUCGAGCAGUCUCGGCGUGACGACCUGGAGUCUCUGGGAUAUGUCCUCAUGUACUUCAACCUGGGCUCUCUGCCCUGGCAAGGCCUCAAAGCUGCCACAAAGAGGCAGAAGUACGAACGCAUCAGCGAGAAAAAAAUGUCCACCCCCAUCGAGGUGCUCUGCAAAGGAUACCCCUCCGAGUUCUCCACCUACCUGAAUUUCUGCCGCUCGCUGCGCUUUGACGACAAGCCAGACUACUCAUACCUUCGGCAACUCUUCAGGAAUCUGUUCCACAGACAAGGCUUCUCCUAUGACUACGUAUUCGACUGGAACAUGCUCAAAUUUGGUGCCAGUAGGACAGCAGAAGACGGUGAGAGGAGGGGAGCUGACGAAAAGGACGAGCGUAUUGUAGGAGGCCCUCGGGGAUCUGCUGCACGGGGUCUCCCGCCAGGGCCAAACCCACCAGCUGCCAACAGAGUUAGGAAUGGACCUGAGCAGGCCAUCUCUAACCCUGCAUCACGGGUGCAGCAGUCUGGGAACACGUCGCCGCGGGCUAUCUCUCGCGCUGAGCGUGAGCGGAAGGUGAGCAUGCGGCUCCACCGAGGAGCCCCCGCAAACGUGUCAUCCUCUGACCUCACAGCCCGUCUUGACCAAUCCCGAAUUUCCACAUCGCAGGUCAGCAUGCCAUUUGAGCACCUGGGGAAGUGAAACCUUCAGCUCCACAUGCACUGGAUACUGACAGGGCUUCAAGAGAUCCUUUGUCCCAAUUUUGUUUCUUUUGUGAAUUUUUGCCAAUUGGACAGAUAAGUGGAUCUUGGAGGAAAGGACAGAGAAUCAUAAACCGAUGACAGUUGGUCAAGGACUGCAGGAAUUUCUCCCCUCCACCCUAACUUUGAUGGGAUAAACCUGGCCUAUAAUAGUACAAGGAUAAGAUGGUGAAUAACACCCUCCUCUCCACUGACCUAUUUACCCCAUGGUAGCUUGGAUCAUACACCCCUUGCCACACACCUUUGUCCCUCCCCCACUAUUCUCUGGGUGGCUGGCAGAGGUAGAAGACUGAUUUGGGGGUCGAAAAAGCCAAGCAGGUGCUCCUUUGCCAAAUAUAGUUGCGGGCACAAACACGUUCCAAACCAAGGAAAGGUCAACUCGAAAUUUGGGCUUGUGUGGAUUUAGCCAUUUCUGUUUACACUGCAAAGACCACACACACAAAUGUACCCAUGUAUGUUUUAACCAGUUCAUUUAUAGAAUAGUAAGGGGCUGUACUCCAUUGGUAUGAUUUACUGUGAAUAUUUUGUGAAUAGAUCAUAUUCAUUUGGUGGGGGUCCUGUUGAGGCUUGGGAAAUUUGUUUAUUAUUUGAUGUUUUAAUUCGAAAAGGUACAGCUGAAGAGAAGGAAUGGUGAGAAAGAUGGAGAGAUGGGUGGGUGGUAGAUGAAGCCAUGAGAAAGGAAGAGCAAGUGAUUAUUAGCUGUAAUGGUGUAGAAAUAGUGUUGGGUUCUUUUCCCCUACUUUACCUCUUACUGGGUUCCUAAUUCUCUACUUUACCUCUUACUGAAUUCCUAAUUCCCUACUUUACCUCUUACUGAAUUCCUAAUU
This is a messenger RNA of Salvelinus sp. IW2-2015, 2608 nucleotides long. The record is from RefSeq and is a predicted model, not a curated record. NCBI's taxonomy places the organism in Eukaryota, Metazoa, Chordata, Actinopteri, Salmoniformes, Salmonidae.